Messenger RNA from Cyprinodon variegatus (sheepshead minnow), 2301 nucleotides. RefSeq names its product zinc finger protein 184-like. Gene Ontology annotation, biological process: regulation of transcription by RNA polymerase II. The transcript has 3 exons. Lineage: Eukaryota; Metazoa; Chordata; Actinopteri; Cyprinodontiformes; Cyprinodontidae. The record is from RefSeq and is a predicted model, not a curated record. Gene Ontology annotation, molecular function: RNA polymerase II cis-regulatory region sequence-specific DNA binding; DNA-binding transcription factor activity. The coding region runs from base 274 to 1575 and encodes 433 amino acids.
AACGGCUGACUUUAUUACUGGAUUUAAAUGUUUAUCUAAUUGUACUACUCUAUAAAACUCGACUAUCAAUACCAAGAUUUAAAAUUAUAGAUUAAACGUACAAGUUUAAAGGCUAUCGGAUGAGAACCCAAUUUAAAUUCCAGUUCUGUCCACUAGGUGUCACCUUCCACGGAAGUGACGUUUUAUUAAACCAGCUGACGCGUUCACACAAUUGUUGUCCAGCGAGAUCAAUCAGAAAACUAUCCAAAAAUCAAAGGGCGGUGGAUAAACGGCAUGAAGCCACAGCUGUUAGGGGGCCAGGGGCCCGUGCUGGCGCCCUUGCUGCGUGGAUCUGAUGCCAUGCGGUCAAUCCAGGAGGAGCUGGUUGCUGCGAUACACGGAGCCCUGGAAGCGGCUGUGGAGAUCGCUGUCAGAGAGGUGAGGACGCUGGUUGGUCAGGCGACACUCGGUAUGCAUGAAGAGCUGCGGAGGGAGAACGAGUCUCUGAAGGAGAAGCUGCAGCGAGCAGAGCAGCUGCUGCACUGUGUCACAAUGGAGGAAGAUGAUGGUAGCGACAGACAAAGAGACGGAGCGCCCCACCCUGCUUCCUGCGGUCCAAACACUGUUACACCAGAGGUCAGAGGUCAACCUGCAGGGGGUCAAAGCUGCCUUGGUCUGGAUCACCGAGAUGUGAGCAGACCAUCUGAUCGCGAUAGGAAACAGCCUGACACCGAUGGACAAAAGACUCAUAAAGAUGUGUUGAAAAUAGAAGGUGUGACCACACCGUGUCGAAACCUACAAGCUCCAGAGUCAGAAGCAGCUCUUAGAACUUCCCUCAAUUCUACACUGGAGCAAGUUACUAUAAAGCAGGAAGAACCGGAAGAGGAAAGGACACCUAUCUGUUUGGACGUAGUUAAAGACGAAAGUUUAGUUUCGGACAGCAUUAAUUGGCCGUCGGAAGGGACAGAUAUCCGGUGUCAAGACCCAAAGGCUCAAGUUCUUGAUGAAAGGGUGGAUCAAGCUCGCCCUCCAAACAUAAGUAGCAGCCUCACAUCAAACUCGGAUCUUCAAUUAAUCUCUCCAGAGUUUUCAAACAUCUUCCAUCUGGAACCAGCUUCCGUAUCACAGGCUCUUCCACAGGUCCAAGAAUCCCAUAUCAAGUCAGGCCGCAGCAGCACCACCAUCCCCACGUGUAAGCUUUGUGGUCAGACCUUUCCCCUGCCCAGCUUGUUGCGGCGACACUUUGGUCAGUGCAGCCUGAGGCUCCAACAGCGUGGUCAGCCUCCCCAGGGAGGAGGCACAAAGACCCGGCUGCAGCUUCACCCCCCAGGCUGGAGCCCCUUCCGCUGCACAGUGUGCAGCCGAGACUUCAACCGCUUGGAGAACCUGAAGACUCAUCUGCGCAUCCACACUGGCGAAAGGCCUUACACCUGCUCUGUGUGCCUCAAGUGUUUCCGUCACUCAGGAGCGCUGACUCGGCAUUUCCGCAUCCACACAGGAGAGAAGCCGUACGUCUGCGGUCAGUGUGGGAAGUCCUUCAGGAACUGUGGUGGGCUCAAAUUCCACCAGCGCACUCACAGCAAAGACCUACAGUAGAUUAAAGAAAGUCAAGUUCUUUAAGUGCUGACAGCUAUUAAAACACAAAUUUAUAUUCUUCAUAAAAUUUGAAGUUUAUAAAAUACCAACACAAGGCUUUUAAAUACAGAAGUGUUUGGUUUUCUAAAAAUAUAUAUUGCUCAGGGAAUGUCUGCUUGACAGGAUUCAAGACAGCAGAGUUGCUCAUGAUUGAUUUUGAGCAGAAUUUACCGAUAAAACAAAUUUGUUUUAAUCUAUGAAAGGCAAGCUAAUAUCCAACGAUCAAUUAGCUAGUUACAUUUUUAAAAGUUUGUAAUUAUUCAAAAUAAAAGUUUCUUUUUUUGAAAUAAAAAUAUUUUUAAUGACAUUUUAAUUAAAAUUCACUUGUUCAUAAGCUCAUGUGAUUUUUUUCCCCUUUAUAGCUAAUUCCUCCUUCAUUCAAAUUCUUUCACAAAUUGCUAUUUUGAUCAACUAGAGCUGUAAUUAUUUAGUAAUAAAUCCUUUAAAAUAGUUGGAAUACAAAAUGAUUUUACCUAUAUUAAUAAUUGCAAAGGUGAUAAUGCUGUAGCAAUGAUUAUUGCAGCUCAUGGUGACAGUUUAUGUUGUGUUCAGUUCAGUUUUUGCAUUUUUGUAAUAAGUAUGGAAAUAAAAUAUUUUCAUUUAUUUAUUUUUUUGUCCACUUUAGGUUCCUGUCUGCUUAAUAUUGACUUGUCCAUAUGUGUUUUAGCAUCAUAAUCACAUCGGAGA